Scomber scombrus (Atlantic mackerel) is the source of this 1949-nucleotide messenger RNA. RefSeq names its product solute carrier family 25 member 40 (gene slc25a40). The record is from RefSeq and is a predicted model, not a curated record. NCBI's taxonomy places the organism in Eukaryota, Metazoa, Chordata, Actinopteri, Scombriformes, Scombridae. The transcript is spliced from 10 exons. Gene Ontology annotation, biological process: mitochondrial transmembrane transport. Bases 238 to 1278 code for a protein of 346 amino acids.
UGAGGUGGAUGAAGUAUACACUGAUAAGCUAGUUAGCUGACAGGCUGUAAGAUAGGCUUAGUUUUCAUUUUAGAGGCUGUCGGACAGCAGUGUCCACAGCCACACUGUCAGACUGACAAAACCGAGAGGGAUGUUUGACUUCGCUGCUGCUGAGGAGCUUUAAACAGGUAAGUUAGGAAGUUACAUAACACAGCUUCAGCUAGCUCCCUUCAAAGGGCACCUGGACACACAGACAGUAUGAGUGGCCAAAGUCGUCCUCCUCCAGCCGGUGAUGACAUUACUCCUUUCCAGCGGAUGGCGGCGUCGUGCACAGGGGCCAUCCUCACAUCUCUGUUUGUCACACCUUUGGAUGUUGUGAAGAUCAGACUGCAAGCACAGAAAAAUCCCUUCCCCAAAGGGAAAUGUUUUGUCUACUGUAAUGGACUUAUGGACCACAUUUGUGUGUGUGAAAAUGGCAACUCCAAGGCGUGGUACAAAGCCCCCGGUCACUUCAAUGGCACACUGGAUGCCUUCGUAAAGAUAGUACGCAAUGAAGGACUCAAGGCAUUAUGGAGCGGUCUACCUCCAACUCUUGUGAUGGCAGUCCCAGCCACAGUAAUCUACUUCACGUGUUAUGACCAGCUCUGUACAGCACUAAGGGUCAAGAUGGGCAACCACGCAGAGAAGGCUCCCCUUCUGGCAGGAGCAAUCGCUAGAGUGGGUGCAGCAACAGUGAUCAGUCCUCUAGAGCUGAUCCGCACUAAGCUGCAGUCUGAGAAACUGUCGUACAGGGAGCUGACUAACUGCAUCCGUUCAGCAGUGGAGACAGAAGGCUGGCAGUCUCUGUGGCGAGCUUUAGGGCCCACACUCCUCCGAGACGUGCCCUUCUCAGCCAUGUACUGGUACAACUACGAGAAGAGCAAGAGCUGGCUGUGUGAACGGUAUAAAACCAGAGAGCCCACACUGCCCAUCUUCUUCAUAUCCGGAGCGAUGUCCGGCACUAUUGCGUCCAUUGUAACUUUACCUUUUGAUGUUGUCAAAACCAGAAGGCAGGUGGAGAUUGGAGAGCUACAAGCACAGAAUUUGACGAGUAAGGUCUCCUCCUCCACCUUCGGUGUGAUGAGCAGGAUUGUUGCAGAGCAUGGCGUCAGUGGAUUGUUUGCAGGUUUCCUUCCUCGGGUUAUCAAAGUGGCCCCGGCCUGUGCCGUCAUGAUAAGCUCUUAUGAGUUCGGGAAGGCCUUUUUCCGCAAACACAACCAGGAGAGGAUACACAGGCCGCUGCAGACCAGUAACACCUGAUAGACUUCCAAACUAAAAACACCACUCCUGCAAGACGUUACCUGGGAGGAAAACACUAAUGUUACUAAAUUAAAAACAGAAGCAGAAAUGGAAGUGGGACGAAAAACUGACCCAAUUCAGCAUUUCAAGAUAUUUUAAAGACUGAAAUUUAUAUGAAAUGGUUUUAUUAUAGUAUUUAUAAUUGAAUAUUCCUUGCUUUUAUUUCACCGCAACUGAUCCAGUGUGCACAACUGAAAACAAAUAUUCACCUCAAUCAGUGAUCAAAUCCCAUUAUUUUAUAUGCAUUUCACAGCCAGCAGAUGGCAGCCACACUUUUGUUAAUAAUAUGUGACUUUCAGGAUUCCCAGAUGUGGUUGUCCCACUGGAAUCAUGUGCACUGUGCCUGAAGUUCUUACAUUAGAGAUGUAAGAUUAGAGUUUAUUCCUCUGUGUGUGUGUGUAUCCACCUGCUGUUCAGGGGAUCUCCAUGUUUUGCACUUCCACACUAAAGCUGUGAUUAUGUGUGUGACAAAUGUGAAAAUGUUCAAAAUAUACUAAUUAUUCUUUCCAAUGAAUCAUUUUUUUCAUUAACUUGUAUUACCUGUUGAUAGUGGACAAAACACAUAAAUGUCAAACGGUGUUUUCGGAAGUGGAGUUUAUUCAAAAUGAAGGAUAAAAAGGCAAACAAAUCCA